Molecule: messenger RNA, 1160 nt
Organism: Scutellospora calospora
Lineage: Eukaryota; Fungi; Glomeromycota; Glomeromycetes; Diversisporales; Gigasporaceae
Source: the annotation of a GenBank genome assembly
AACAUAAUGAACCAUAUUUAUAUAAACGCUCUACUGAUUAUCUUAUCAAUAACCAUUUCUUCGAAAUUGAACCAGAAAAAACAGCUUUUUCACUUGACAUUAAACCAAUAAAUUAUCCUGAUAAGUGUACAUUAAGCCAGUUACAUUUACUUGCUAGACAUGGAUCAAGAUAUCCAGAUCCUGAUACGAAUGAAGGUUUUGAUAAAAUUAGUAAAGCAUUUUCAAACUAUAAAAAUCCUUUCCCCAAGAGAAAAAAUAUGCGAUUGAUUACACGAGGUAAACUCGAAUCUUAUUACGAUGGUUUACAAUCACGUAAAAGAUACGAAAAGUUUUGGAAAAAUGUUAAAUAUGAUACUGAUGUUACAAAAUUUCAGUCCGUUGCACUUUUUUGGGUCGGCGAAUCAACAAUGGCUUUCUCCGAAGGAAUCUUUGAUGGAACUGGCCCUAUAGGAAGUAAUAAAAAUGAACCUGUCUACAUUUGGUCUUUACCACAAAUGUUUAUUGCCUGCCGGCGUUGGAACGAGACAGUUUCAAAUAAUUUUACAUUUUAUAUUGAGCAAACUUACGAAUACGGUAAUAAGACUUUAGCACCAAUCGCUGAAAAAAUGUCCAAAAAAUACAAUAUCAACCCUCCUCUUGAUCCGCAAUUAUUACCAUAUAUGUUUUUUUAUUGUGAAUUCUGGGUCCUUCAUUUUAAUAGAACUGACACUUGGUGUGAGUUAUUAAGUGAUGAUGAGCUUAUAUUAGCAAGUUAUUACUGGAAUAUGAAAUAUUAUUUUUUAUAUUCAUACGGUCAUCCUUUAAAUGAGCGAUUGGGCUGUUAUUAUGUUACACAACUUGUAAAUAGCGUUGAAAAUUAUUUAAACGGGACUUCAUUGAUGGUAGCCGAUAUGAAAAUAGGUCAAGGAUUUACUCAAAUUAUUUUACUCACUACAUUGAGCUUGAAAUAUAUGCAGCAAAAAGUCUUUUAUUGGUCUUCUACGAUUUAUUUUGAAAUUUAUACUUGCACAGGAAGCGAUGCAUUGAUACGACUAGUAGUUGACUUUGAACCAUAUCUAAUUCCAGGCUGUGGUAGUGAAUAUUGUAAAUGGACAAAAUUUAAAAAUAUUCUUGGUAGUAAGAUUAAUUGUGACUAUGAUAAGAUGUGUGCUUAUCCUUAG